GAAGGGUGGUGUUACAGAGUCCUGCAUGCAGUCAGAGGAGAAGAAGGAACAGCAGUCGCAGAAAGUCGCAGUAUGCGAGGCAUUGUACUUGAUACCAACGCCCUGUACAUGUCAAAUACCUCCAAGUCUCUACAAGUCCGUGUCCAAUGUGCCACCAAGCUAGAGAGUGGGAUGCCAGGCUGCCCAAGGCUGUGAAUGGCCAGGCUAAAGGUUUAGGAUUUGGGGAGUGGCCAAUGCUUGUUGCUGGUUGCGAGCUCUGGCAAUCCUCCUUCCUUCCUCCGUCCUCUUCUCCGAGCCUGAGAGCCUGCGUUCUCUCCUCUCUUUUGACUUUUGGAGCCACUGCCACGAGCGUUUUCGUUCAGCAAUUUAGCCUGACAAGUACCCAGCUCGCAAGUACCCAGCACCCAGCACCCAGCGCCCAGCAACCAAAAAGCAUCCCAUCAGCCUGGUGAGGCUUCGCGCAUGGGUCCCUUGCGUUGCACUAGGGGACCGACACCGACGCACCGUUACCCUGUUGAACCCAGUGUGGUGGAACAGAACCUCCGUACUAUCUCGUUCACCUCAAACACAUGGGACUGUCAAGAGGCGGAACCACCAAGUGAUCUUCACGAAUAACCACAAAUGAUACAACGGCUACGGAGUACUGGGGUACAAGAGGUGCCGUGGCGAAAUAUAUGGGGGGCGAGGUACCCCGGGCGAAUGUCGCAAGAAGCAAUUCCUCAGCGCCCCCAAUUUGAUCACCUUGCAUUGGUACUGCUCGCAUGAGCAACAUGCACCUCGCUUCGAGACUCACAAAGAACGUCCGCUGGUACCCAGCUGAAAAUCUUUGCCAGAAAAUUUUCCUUUGGGUUUUUCUUCUUUGAUCUAUACCCAUGCUCAGGCCAUAAGGGCUAUUCCUCAGGCAAACAUUUUUUUUUUGGUUGGAGGGCCAGAGCGAAGUCCGUAUCCGGAGUACAUGCGGCACAACACGAGGAGAGCCAGAUUCGGGUACUCUCGCCGUCAAGCCUAUAGCCUCCCAAGGAGUCGUCAAGUGGAACUGGGUGGGUACGUUUGGGGCUGCAAGGGUUGGGAAAUGGGCACCGUGGUGGAUUGCUUCUGGACCUCUUGAUCUCUCUCGAGUUCAUGCACAAAAUCCAUACUUCCCACAACCUCGUGCUCCAGCUCCAGAGCCAGCUACCGUUUCUCGAAUGACCAGAGCCCGUAUGGUUCGAGAAUCUCAUUCUGGUCGUUGACAGGUUUGCCAAUAAUGGUACAUAGUACUACCCCUUUCCACUUUUGCCCCCCGGUAUUCUCAAAUAACUAUUUCCCUCACUCCCG
This is a messenger RNA of Cladophialophora immunda, 1317 nucleotides long. RefSeq lists its product as uncharacterized. The transcript has a single exon. The coding region runs from base 147 to 452 and encodes 101 amino acids. Lineage: Eukaryota; Fungi; Ascomycota; Eurotiomycetes; Chaetothyriales; Herpotrichiellaceae. The record is from RefSeq and is a predicted model, not a curated record.